CGCAUGGCAACACCUAAAAAAAAACAACAAAAAAAAUCAAGAUAGAUGAUGUCGAAAGUAGGAUUAAUUUUUGUUUCAAAAAUAAUUAUUUAAACCAGUUAAUUUAUCACAGUUAUGUUCUAACAAUGAAAUAAGUGUGUAAAUAAAAUUAGUGUACACUAGUGAUUAUGGCGCACGGCGGUGGUGUCCUUAGCUCGGACAUAUCCAGAAGAAACCCGCAGGACGAAUAUGAACUUAUUCAAAGAAUUGGCUCAGGAACCUAUGGAGAUGUGUACAAGGCGAAACGCCUCACAAACAACGGGGAGCUAGCGGCCAUCAAAGUCAUCAAACUGGAGCCAGGAGAUGACUUCGCCAUCAUCCAGCAGGAGAUCCUCAUGAUGAAGGACUGUAGACAUCCGAAUAUAGUCGCGUACUACGGGUCGUAUCUGAGACGGGAUAAGCUGUGGAUCUCUAUGGAGUAUUGUGGUGGAGGGAGCUUGCAGGACAUAUACCACGUGACGGGUCCCCUAACCGAGCUCCAGAUAGCGUUCAUGUGUCGCGAGACGCUGACCGGCCUGUCGUACCUACACCGCAUGGGCAAGAUGCACAGAGACAUAAAAGGCGCCAACAUCCUACUAACAGAGUGCGGGGACGUGAAGCUCGCAGACUUCGGAGUGUCCGCUCAGAUCACGGCCACCAUCAACAAGAGGAAGUCUUUCAUUGGGACCCCGUAUUGGAUGGCGCCUGAGGUGGCAGCCGUGGAACGGAAAGGUGGCUACAACCAACUCUGCGAUAUUUGGGCGUGUGGAAUUACAGCUAUAGAGCUAGCCGAGCUCCAACCACCGAUGUUCGAGUUACACCCAAUGCGAGUGCUCUUCCUGAUGUCCAAGUCGGGAUUCAAACCGGCGGUACUGAAGGAGCGCGAGCGCUGGUCCCUACACUUCCACUCGUUUCUGAAGGCGGCACUCACUAAGAACCCCAAGAAACGACCCACGGCCGACAAGCUGCUGCAACACCCCUUCGUAAUGCAAGAUUCAUUGAGUAAGCGUUUAUCAGUGGAACUGCUGCAGAAGUACUCUAACCCGCCGAGCACCUGCCAUAGUCAAGAGGACGAUGAAGGAGCACUAUCAAACGUACCCCAGCGAAUAGCGUCAAAGCACACGGCUCGAGGCAUCCGAACGGACCAACAGCAGGGCAGGCAAAACCUGUCAGCCAAUCACGUGCGCCCCCGCUCGCUAAUGUCAGACAACGUCGCGCGUCCCACCUCGCUAUUGGACGAUGAGACUUCGACCAAUCGCGUGAGGUUGUUAGCGGAGGAUUCGUCCAAUAGACGCUCGGGGGUGUAUGAUGGGUCGCCGAUAGUGGAUUUGGAUGCGGAUGAUGAUUUGAGUUUGAGGUCUAUGCCGACUGUUAUUAACUUUUCGGCGGAUGUCUCGAGGAGUUGCGAAGGGGAUACUAUUAAGAGGAAUGUCCACCACAACAGACAGUCCACGGAGGGCUGGAGCGUGGCCUCGCUCAUGUCCUGUCCCAAACACAAUCCUCAGGAUAUGAGCACUGAUACCAUGCCGGCUAGCGAGAAGAGCCUAUUACAAUACAUUGACGAAGAGUUGAUGCUAAGGGCAACCCUACCGAUGACAGCUGACGCUUCGAAUAUGGCACAGUCUGGCAGCGGCCUUUCAAUCCACGACCAACACUUAUCACAGUGCAUACAGCUGAAACAAAACUUCUUAAACUCAACAAACACUUACCAAAGCAUUGCGGCGAAUUUUCGACUACCGGCCGACGAUAUCCUAAGCCGAAAGCUCGACGCAGACAUAAUGUAUGCGGACCAAACCUCGGAACAAGUAUUCGACUCGCCACAGAUCAGAAAUCCCAACUGCGAGUGCCUACUCUGUCCGAAACCUCAGAAGAAUGACAACGCGUUAAGUGAUUUACAAAGAUCUGUGCCUCCUAAAUGUAAUUGCGAUUCCUGUAAUUCAAACGGGGAUAUUUUGAGCUAUUACAAGAAUUGCUCCAAUCAGAACUCAGAUUCAGGGAUAGUUUACUGUGACGUUUGCAAGAAGCAGAAGAUAUCUGUUUCUAACUUCAGAGCGUUGCAAAUUGCGAACAGUUUGUCAAUAGAUUCGGAUAGGAUAGAGAAUGGAACGGAUGAAGAGUUGUGUCGGAAAAUUGACAUGAGUUUAGACAUGGAUGACAAGGCGGAACAUAGGAAAUGUCAUAAUAGAGUAGAGACUGAAACGCAAGGCAUAGACUUAGACCAGUUUUGUCAAUGCGAGAUCGAUAGUAAAAGGAAAACGUCGUCAGUGGAUGAGAUAUUUAGGAUCGCCGAGGAGAUAAGCCGAGAUAACAAGAGCACAGACACAGCCUCCGAGGGCGCGGGCGUGAGUCAGCGGCAACGGAGUCUGUCUGAUAGCCAACGGGAUAAGGCUAAAUUAGAUAAUAACAGCACAGGCACCCCCCCCGUCCCGCCCCGCCGGUCCCGCCCGCGCCGCGCGCACACCCCCCCGCGCCCCGCGCCCAACGGACUGCCCCCCACGCCUAAAGUGCACAUGGGCGCUUGCUUUAGUAAGGUGUUCAACGGAUGUCCGCUGCGAAUAAACUGUACGGCGUCUUGGAUCAAUCCUGAAACGAGAGAUCAGUAUAUUCUUAUUGGUGCUGAAGAAGGCAUAUACUCGUUAAACCUGAACGAAUUACACGAGACGGCGAUGGACCAGCUCUACCCGCGACGGACGAUAUGGCUGCACGUUAUUAAAGACGUGCUGAUGUCGCUGUCAGGCAAGACGCCGUCGCUCUACCGUCACUCAUUGGUCGCGUUACUCGCGGCACGGAAGUCUCGCACGCUAUUGGCCCUCCCGCCGCGCUUGCUGCCGCGGCGGCAUGCGUUGUCGACUAGGGCUAGUGAUACUAGAGGCUGCACCCGCUGCGCCGUAGCUCGCAACCCGUACAACGGCUACAAGUACCUGUGCGGCGCCACGCCGUCGGGCCUGUUCCUCAUGCAGUGGUACGACCCGCUGCACAAGUUUAUGCUGCUCAAGAACAUAGAAUGCGUGGUGCCGUCACCCCUCACAGUGUUCUCGCUGAUAAUAGUCCCGGAGCUGGAGUACCCGCUGCUCUGUGUCGGCGCCGGCAGGAGGCCGAUACGGCUGCACCUCAUCAACAUCAACUCUGGCGCCACCUGGUUCCACUCCGACGAACUAGAACUGUCACUAGGAAGCAGCAACACCGUCAUACCGCGCCCGGAGCGGCUGCACACCGUGCACACCGCGCACCAGCUCAAUAAGGACACUGUGCUAGUAUGCCACGAGAACAUAAUCGACCUGGUCCCCGUAUUACCACCGUCGCUGGACGCGGCAAGAUGGCGGGCUCCAGAGGAGAAGAAGAGUAAUUUUGUGAGCCGGAUCGUGUUCGACUUCCAUAUUGAUCGGAUAUUGUGCCUCCAAGACUCAGUCCUGGCGUUCCACCGGCACGGAGUACAAGGCCGGUCUCUGCGCAACGGCGACGUGACGCAGGAGAUCACGGACCACUCGCGCGUGUACCGGCUGCUGGGCGCCGACAAGGUGGUGGUACUAGAAUCUCGGCUGGUCCAAAACAAUGCGAUUUCCAGUGAUGAUGGCAAUGACCUCUACAUUCUAGCGGGACACGAGGCGUCCUACUGAAUAAGCGACCUUAUGCAAUAAGGGUUACAGUUAAAAGUCGCACGGCAAGGCGAGUUUUCUCUUCCAAUUAUUAUUAAAAACGUACCUUAUGUGAUAGGGUAAAAGAGUUAGAUUUGAUUGUUUAAAAGUCUGUGUAUAGAGAUUAUAGUGAUGAAUUUAAAGUUAAUGUUUAAUGAUAGUGAAAUACCUAGUUUUUUUAGGAAAAUUUCAGUGUUCAGCUACCUUACCACUACCGAAACAUUACCAAUUAACUGCUGCUCCCCUGUCAAAAAUCUGUCAGAUCCAUACAAGUUACGUCAGAUUUGACAAGGGAGCGACGCUGCUUAAGGAUCGUUUAUUGCUAAUGUUCGGUGGUGGUAACCCCACAGGUUGGUUUCAGAGAGAAAUUUCGAUGACAUUAAUAUUGAUUUGGCGAUUCCUAUGAAAGUUAGUAUAUCUAAGUUGAUUUAGAAUGAAAUAGGUCUAAACAUGAACACUGGAAUAAACCUGAAUGAUCUUACUAAUAAACCAGGCAUAACUUUGGACUAAGUAAUCCGUGAACUACAGGCUGUUGCAAAAAGGGUAUACUAAGCCGAAAGGGGGUGACUCAGAGGGUCAUUCUGAACAACUUUUGUUCUACGAGUUUUGAUAAUUCAAUUUAGUAUACCCUUUUUGCAAAACCCUAUAGGUAUAUCUAAAGUCUAAAUUAUGGAAAAUCAUCGCAACGAAAAUUUUAAUAAUAACUAUACCCAAAGUGAUGCGAGGUUUAUUAGUACUAGGGUAAAAUGUUGUGCUAAAAGUUUAAAUUAAGACUUAAAUUGAAAUGAACACCAAAGCAGCAAUAUUUUGAACAAAGAUAUUUGGAAUGAUAUAAGUAAGGCGGACUUAUUGCUAAAACAAAAUUUCUUCUCACAUUUCUUAGCCUUGUAAGUAAAAAAUUAGAUUCGGUGCGUAUUUUGGAAAAAAGAUGGCGUAUGAUUAGAGACAAACUAAACCUUCUUACUAAAUACAUUUCCUUAACCCAAUUAUAAUAUUCCAAUUAUCUUUCUUAACACUAAUAAAUCCAUAGGUAAUAUGCAUUU
Molecule: messenger RNA, 4696 nt
Organism: Plutella xylostella (diamondback moth)
Lineage: Eukaryota; Metazoa; Arthropoda; Insecta; Lepidoptera; Plutellidae
Gene: hppy
Product: MAP4K3-like protein hppy
Biological process (GO): protein phosphorylation; intracellular signal transduction
Cellular component (GO): cytoplasm
Molecular function (GO): MAP kinase kinase kinase kinase activity; ATP binding
Source: RefSeq, a predicted model, not a curated record